Molecule: messenger RNA, 2356 nt
Organism: Tarenaya hassleriana
Lineage: Eukaryota; Viridiplantae; Streptophyta; Magnoliopsida; Brassicales; Cleomaceae
Product: probable galacturonosyltransferase 6
Exons: 9
Coding region: 308-2143 (611 amino acids)
Molecular function (GO): polygalacturonate 4-alpha-galacturonosyltransferase activity
Source: RefSeq, a predicted model, not a curated record
UAGAUAUUAAAAAUAAAAAAGCGCUGAAAACCUGAACAUGCACGGAGCUCUUUGAAUCUAACUCCUCCCCCCAACACAUUCACCAAAAAUCAAGUCGGGGGAAAGAAUCUGCAUUUAAGGAAAACGAGAUCAGAGAGAUCUCGAAACCCUAAUUUUUACCAUUUUCGUUCGUUGCUGGUCGGUCAAGCAAGGAUUCUCCGCCAUUUCUGAAUCUCCCUGCGAUGUGUUUCUUCCUGGAGAACGAUUAGGGGUACAAGCGAAGAGUUCUCGAAGAAGAGAUUUGAAGGCGUUUUUUUUUUAGAUAUUAAUGAAGCAAGUCCUUCGGUGGCCGAGGAUUCUGAUCCUCGCGUUGCUAUCAAUAUCUGUGUUGACUCCGAUCGUGUUUGUCUCCAAUCGGCUCAAGAGUAUCACUUCCGUUGGUCGGAGAGAAUUUAUUGAAGAGUUAUCGAACAUUAGAUACAGGGCGCAUGACCUUAGACUUAACGCAAUUAGACAGGAGGACGUAGAAGGUUUGAAGGAGCCUAAACUCAUUCUCUACAAGGAUGGGGAAUUUAAUUCUGUAGUUCAGUAUAGUUCUUCUGAUGAAACUGGUGCUGCUGUGCAGUCUAACAACGGACGAAAAACUGGGUUUUUCUCGGAAAUUGGAGGAAAUAAUCACAAAAUCAAGGAAGAACAAGCUUCACAACAAACUGUAGUAAGCUCUGAUCCAAAGGAACAAUUUUUACCAACAGUCAUCCAACUUAAUAAUGUGGAAUUCCAACACCCUGUAGCUAAGGAUGAGAAGAAUAUAAGGGUUCAGCCUGAACGGGCAGCAACAGAUGAGAAGGUAAAGGAAAUCAGAGACAAAAUAAUCCAAGCUAAAGCCUACCUAAAUUUUGCACCGCCUGGGAGUAACUCCCAGAUUGUGAAGGAGUUGAGAACUCGGAUGAAAGAGCUGGAACGGGCAGUUGGCGAUGCUACCAAAGAUAAAGAUCUCUCAAAGGGCGCUCUUCGCAAAGUGAAACCCAUUGAAGCUGCGAUAUACAAGGCCAGACGUGUCUUUGACAACUGCCCUGCCAUUGCUACCAAACUCCGUGCCAUGACAUAUAACACUGAAGAACAAGCUCGGGCGCAGAAGAUUCAAGCAACAUAUCUUAUGCAGCUUGCUGCAAGGACCACCCCUAAAGGGCUUCACUGUCUCUCGAUGCGGCUGACAACAGAAUACUUUGCUCUUGAUCCCGAGAAAAGACAGAUGCCUAAUGAUAGAAAUUAUGAUGAUCCAAAUCUCUAUCAUUACGUUGUCUUCUCUGACAAUGUGUUGGCCUGUGCGGUUGUUGUUAAAUCUACGGUCUCAUCUUCGAAGGAACCAGAAAAAAUAGUAUUCCAUUUGGUGACAGAUUCACUUAAUUACCCAGCAGUCUCGAUGUGGUUUUUGUUAAACCCUCCAGGUGAAGCCACGGUUUGGAUUCAAAACAUCGACAAUAUGGACGUUCUGCCUGUGGAUUAUGCUCAAUUACUGAUGAAGCAAAAUUCUAGUGACCCAAGAUUCGUCUCUCCACUCAAUCACGCCCGCUUCUUCCUCCCUGAUAUUUUUCCCGGUCUGAACAAGAUUGUGUUCUUCGACCAUGAUGUAGUAGUCCAAAGAGAUCUAAGUGAUCUAUGGAGCAUCGAUAUGAAGGGGAAAGUAGUCGGAGCUGUAGAGACCUGUCUUGAAGGCGAGCCUUCAUUCCGUUCAAUGAACAAAUUCAUUAAUUUCUCGGAUACAUGGAUCAACGGGAAGAUUGAUCCUAAAGCUUGCACGUGGGCAUUCGGGAUGAAUCUAUUUGAUCUCAGGGAGUGGAGAAGACAGAAUCUGACUUCCAUAUACAUGAAACACUUGCACCUGGGAAUAAAGAGAACGUUGUGGAAGGCGGGGAGCAUGCCAAUAGGAUGGUUAACGUUCUAUGGGAAAGUGAUAGCGUUGGACAGGAGAUGGCAUUUGGUGGGUUUAGGUUACGAAUCAAGAUUGAAAGGGGCGGCCGAGGUGGAACGAGCGGCGGUCAUACACUACGACGGAAUAAUGAAACCGUGGUUGGAUAUUGGGAUCGGAAAGUACAAAAGCUACUGGAACAGACACGUCCCUUACGAUCACCCUUUCUUGCAGCAGUGCAAUAUCCACUCUUGAUACAGCAGAGUCAUCAUCAGUCCUCGUUACUUUUUUUUUUGUUGUCUUUUUGUUCAGAUAAAAUGCGAAAUAGGUUCAUUCCGAUUCUCUCCAUAGCAAAUCUCAGUCCACUGGAUGUUCCAAACGUUAAUUAGCUUCAUUCUUUAACGGUAUCUCUCUGUAUAAAUCUUGAUGUGUUUCUUUCUUUCUUUUGGUGGGUUUUACUGGUAGAGA